CUCUCUAAAUUCUUCUUGACCUCUACAUCUUCUCUAAAUCUAACAUGGUAUCAGAGCUUCAAAGAUCCGAUCAUCUCUUCUCUAUUGCUGCUCAUAAAAUGCUCUUUUUGUGAAGCACUCGCAUAUGCAAACUUCGUUGCAAAUUCGUUGCAAACUUCAUUGUUCAAUUCAUCUCUCCCAUUCUUGACACCUAGAGAGAGAAAGUUGUGCAAACUUCAUUCUUCAUUGCAAACUAGAAAGAGAAAGUUGUUUUAUUCACAGGUCAGAGUAUCUCUCCUAUUCUUGACACCUUUUGAUUCAUUUUCCCUUAUGUGUGCGCCUUUUCCUUGCAUAUCUCCACUGCAAAGAUUUGCUUAGCAAAUCUCUUUAAUCGUUGAUGCUUGCAAAAUUUAUUAUGCAAAAUCUCUUUGCAACCCUGGACAAUUAAUCUCUUUGUGCAUACAAUUUUUUAUUUUCCUGUUGUGCUCUUCCACAACAACAGUCUUCCAUUGAAAUUAUCAAUUUCUCUCUCUAGAAAAGAUCUGGUCAAAGCAAAAAAAAUUUCUUAUAGUAUCUCAAAUUUAUUCCCUUUGCUUCCUCUAGUUGAUCGCUUUUCCUUUGCUAACUUUUCUAAAGACAAACUGUCUCAAAAAAAAAAAUUAUCUAUGGAGUGUAAAAAUAAUAUAGAUAGUGCUACUAUUUCUAUGCAUCUUGAUGGUGAAGAACUACUGUUUGUGGUCUUUCCAAAUAAAACGUUUUCUCAUGGGAUGGAAGUUAUGGGGUUAUCUUGAUGGUUCUGUUCUCCAGCUUAAGGAUGAAAAUGAGCGUAGUGAUUGGCUUGCCAUAAAUAGCUUUAUUGUGAUAUGGAUUAUGAACUCAGUUGAGCCCACAAUUGGGCGUAACCUUACGUAUCAAUCUAGUGCCAAAGCAAUGUGGGAUUACUUACAGAAGAUUUAUUCUCAAGCAAAUAUUUUCUGUAUGUAUACCCUUAAACAGGACAGCAUGAAGACACGACAAGGGGACUCACCAUUUUAAGAUUAUUUUAAUACUCUUUCAGGUAUAUGGAAUGAGAUGGCCUUGAUGGAAACCAAGUCACCCACUAAAGCUGUUACUAAAGCACGAAAUCGGUCUCAUUUAUUUCACUUCCUUAUGGGGUUGCGAUCAGAGUUUGAAAGCAUGAGAGCAUCAAUCUUUCAUCGUACUCCCACUCCAUUAUUAGAUGAUUGCCUCUCAGAUCUCCUUGCUGAAAAAACUUGCUUAAGCUCUCUUGGAAUUUGCAAAUCCAUAUCAUAAGGUGUCACUGAUGUGGCCUUAGCCACAUCCAAAUUCUCUAUCACCAAUUAUGUUCAAGAUAUUCUAAAUAUACCAUUUUCCCUAACAAAGAUAUUCUUAUUAUGUGAUAUUUAUAGAUGAUUUUGCUAAAUAUACUUGGAUUUAUUUUCUCAAACACAAGUCAAGUGUAUUUAGUGCUUUUAAGGAUUUCCAUAAUAUGAUAAAAAAAUCAAUUUGAGAAAAAUAUUAAAGUUUUUAGGUCUGAUUUUGGGGGGAAGUACCUAUGCAAUGAAUUUCAAGUAUAUCUUCGUACAAAUGGCAUUAUUCAUCAACGUUCAUGUCCACAUACCCGGGAAUAGAAUGGAGUUGCUGAAAAAAAACACCGCCAUAUUCUUGAAACCACUCGUUCUCUUCUUAUUAUCUCUCAUUCCCCAGAGAAUAUUUGAGCUGAAACGAUGUCUAUUGUUGUCUAUCCUGUUAAUCUUCUUCCUACACAGAUUUUGCAAAAUGUGCCACCAUUUCAAAAGCUUUUUCAAAAACCCCCUCAUUACUCACAUUUACGUAUGUUCGAGUGCACAUGUUUUGUGCUUUUACCAUCUUCUACCCGUGAUAAACUCUUACCUAAGUCUGUGAAAUGCGUUUUCGUAGGUUAUCUAACAAAUCAAAAAGGAUAUUGUUGUUUUGAUUCUUCUAUUAAUUGUGUUAGAAUAUCCCAACAUGUUACUUGUUUCGAGCACAUACCAUUCCACUAGCACUGCCCACACCCUAAUUCAACCACACAUGGACCUGAGUUUUCUUUUUUUCCUAGUUUCGAUAUUCCUCCUUCUCAUUAUCAUGAAAAUCAGGGAUUACCACAUUCAGUAACUAACUCUGAUGAGCCAUCUUUAUCAAGUGUUGAUCAUGCAUCACCUCCAAUUGUUGAUCCUUCUACCGGUCAUGUUUACCUUCGAUGGUCACUUCAAAAGCCUGUUCCACCAAAUCGUCUUAACUUACCAGUGGUUAGCCCAUACCAUACUUGAUCUACUGCAACCAUUACUAAUCCAUUGUUUCAUAAGCGAUCUUGUUAUUCUCAGGCAUCUAACCUCCAAUGAUGGCGUAUAGCUAUGAAUGAGAAAAUUGCAGCUUUAAAAGCAAAUCACAUUUGGGAUUUGGUGUCACUGCCCCAGAUAAGCAUGUCAUUAAUAAUAAAUGGGUUUAUAAAGUCAAGUUAAGAGCUGAUGACACUUUUAAUCAACACAAGGCCUGAUUAGGUUCUCAGGGUUAUACCCAAGAGCAUGGCAUCGAUUAUAAUGAAACGUUUGCUCCACAUUUAUUGCACUCACAUCCAUUCGUGAGUAGCCCAUAUGGCAGAUGGAUAUUAAAAAUACAUUCCGUAAUGGUGACCUUCAAGAGGAAGUUUACAUGCGUCAACCACCUGAGUUUGUUUCUCAAGAUAUGUCAUUGGUUUGUCGACUUCGUAAACCAAUUUACGGUCUCAAACAAGCUCCUCGUGCAUGGUUUAAGUAUUUACAGGAUGUCAUUCUUAUAACUGGCUUCACUCAAAGUAAACAUGAUCACUCUAUGUUUAUUCAUACCACAAAGCAUGAAAUUUGUUUUAUUUUAUUAUACGUUGACGAUAUUUUUAUCUUUGGUAAUGAUUUCAAUUCCAUCAAGAAUGUGAAGGUACGAUUGCAAGAAGAAUUUCAAAUGAAGGAUCUUGGGAAAGUAUCUUAUUUUGUUGGUCUUGAGAUCUCUCGCUCUAAACGUGGUAUUUACAUCUAUCAACAGAAGUAUGCACUUGAUCUUGUUUCCAGUGCCCGAUUGAAUGAUGCGAAGGUUGUUGAUAUACCCAUGGAACUCAAUGUUAAACUUUCUACACAUGUUGGAGAUCCUCUUCUUAAGCCUACGAUGUAUCGCAAACUUGUCGGCUCCCUCAUCUAUCUCACUAUGACUCGCCCAAAUAUUGCAUAUGUUGUCCACGUUAUAAAUCAAUUUUUUUCAGAUCCUCUACGACCACAUCUAUCAGCAGUUUAUCGAAUUUUACGUUACGCUCGAGGUACUUCCAUUCGUGGAUUAUUCUUUGACUCCACACCCUCUUUAGAUCUAAGUGCAUAUGAAGAUGCAGAUUGGGUAGGUGAUCUAGACACUUGCCAUUCUACUACACGAUAUUGUGUGUUCCUUGGGUCAUCAUUAAUAUCAUGGAAGAGCAAGAAACAUGACAUUGUUUACAAGUCAAGCAUUGAAGCUGAGUAUUGUGUCAUGUCCUUUGUUGCUAGUGAGAUUGUUUGGGUUCGUGCUCUUCUCAAUGAGUUUGGUAUCUUUAUUUCAAAUCCUACACCUUUAUAUGCAGAUGACCAAAGUGCGAUUAAGAUUACAUCUAAUCCAGUAUUUCAUGUGCGGACCAAGCAUAUUAACGUAGAUUGUCAUUAUGUUCGUGAUCGCUAUCUUGAUGGUACAUUAUUUCUCCUUUAUGUUUAUUCUACUAUGCAAACGACUGAUAUUUUCACCAAAUUUGUUACUCGGAUCUGUCAUGAUUUUCUAAUGGAUAAGCUAAUGCUUUACUCAUGUCUGCAUCAGCUUGAAGGGAGAUAA
Molecule: messenger RNA, 3822 nt
Organism: Amborella trichopoda
Lineage: Eukaryota; Viridiplantae; Streptophyta; Magnoliopsida; Amborellales; Amborellaceae
Source: RefSeq, a predicted model, not a curated record